AUGGAAAGCGGCAAUCCGCAUCCUUACUAUCCCCUGGAUGCACGAAUCUACAACUACGCACCCAAUGAUGCAUCCGUCCUCAGCUUGAUAGCUACUGCUAGUGUGGGUGUCACGGCUCUAUUAGGAGCUACUUUUCUAUUGAGCACAUGGAUCCGACCAGCUCUAAGCAUAGCAAGCCGGAUUGCUAUUUUGUGGUUUGUCCUCUCUGGUACGCUUCACUGCUUCUUUGAGGGCUACUUUAUGAUCAACCACGAUCGCAUGGUCUCCGCCCAAGACUUCUUUGGCCAGUUGUGGAAGGAAUACGCUAUGUCCGAUUCGCGCUACUUGACCUCUGACACCCUUGUUCUGUGUAUGGAGACUAUCACAGUCCUUCUGUGGGGACCGUUGUGUUUCGGAGUCGCCUAUUCAAUCCUCCAUAACCACUCUCUGCGCCAUCCCCUGCAGAUCAUUGUAUGCAUGGCCCAUCUUUACGGCGACACCCUAUACUUCGCCACUAGUCUGUACGAUGAUCAUGUUCAUGGGCGACCAUACUGCCGACCUGAGCCCUUCUACUUCUGGGUCUAUUAUUUCUUCAUGAACUUUAUCUGGAUCGUUGUUCCAGCUUAUUAUCUAUAUCAGAGCAUGAAGACGAUCUCUCAAACCAUGACAAAACUCGGCGCAGACUCUUUAUCGCGCAAAGGUCAAUGA
Aspergillus calidoustus is the source of this 687-nucleotide messenger RNA. The record is from the annotation of a GenBank genome assembly. NCBI's taxonomy places the organism in Eukaryota, Fungi, Ascomycota, Eurotiomycetes, Eurotiales, Aspergillaceae.